Bicyclus anynana (squinting bush brown) is the source of this 2355-nucleotide messenger RNA. Its product is annotated as circadian clock-controlled protein daywake-like. The transcript has 5 exons. The record is from RefSeq and is a predicted model, not a curated record. Bases 104 to 847 code for a protein of 247 amino acids. NCBI's taxonomy places the organism in Eukaryota, Metazoa, Arthropoda, Insecta, Lepidoptera, Nymphalidae.
CCUUUCAUACAAAUAUUGGGCGAACCGGCGCGCCGGCGCAUUCGUGUUGUGUCGCUAGUUACUAUCACACUUGGACCUAAUUUUAGUAUUUAGAUUAUUCACAAUGAAGGCUUUAUUAGUGCUUGCUGUGUAUGCUGUCGCCGGAUAUGCUAAGAUUUUACCCGAAGACUUCCCACAAUGCAAACGCAGCGACCCAAACCUCGAGAGCUGCAUCCUACAAGCAGUGGAAGUGGUGAAGCCGCGACUCCUAAACGGUAUCCCUGAAGUGAGCAUCCCAGCGCUGGACCCGUUCUCAGUACCCACACUGAAGCUAGAUAGAACUGCCAACAACUUAAGAUUGAAAGCCACGAUUAAAAAUAUGAAGGCAUAUGGAGGAUCCAACUUCAAGAUUGAAAAGUUAAGACUAAACCUGAACAACAAGUAUGUAGGUGAAGUGCGAGUGACGAUACCCAAGUUGGACGUAUCAGCGGACUACGACGUUCGCGGCUCACGCAUCCUCGCUCUCGACAUCAGCGGGAAAGGGAAAUUUAGGAGCAAUUUCACUGACAUAACAGUCAUUGCUAAGGGCAGCGCCAAGCCGGUUGUAAAAGAUGGCGUCGAGUACUUGCAGACUGACAAGAUCAUUACCAAACUGAAGAUCGGCAACGGUCAGGUCAUUAUUGAAGACACUGAGAGACCUGUUGCUGCUAACUCCGCCGCAGCAUUCUUCAACGGCAGCCCCACAAUAGUUUUGGAUAUCCUGAACCCACUAGUUGAAGAAAGCAGCGCACGAAUCUUCAAGGCUUUUAUCAAUAAAAUAUUUGGAACAAUUCCUCUUAAAGAAAUCCUGGUUGAAGACGCUUUGUAAUAUUUUUUGUAUGCCUAGGAUAAGGAUAAUGGAUAGUUUGAUUGUGAUAAUUAGUUUAUUUUAGCUAAUUAAGUUUACUAGCGUUGAAGACCUCUCUGGCGCAGCAAGUCGAUUCCCAGCACGGAUUAGUUUUUUUUAAUUUUAUUACAAGUUGGCCCUUGACUAACAAUCUCACUUGAUGGUAUGUGAUGAUGCGAUCUAAGAUGGAAGCGGGCUAACUUGUUAGGGGGAGGAAAUCCACACCCCUUUCGGUUUCUACACGACAUCGUACCAGAACGCUAAAUCGCUUGGCGUACCGCCAAGCGAUUUAGAGUCUUUGCCGGUAGGGUAGUAAAAAGCCACGGCUGUAGCCUCCCACCAACCAGGCCUGGUACAAUUAAGAAAACCUCAUUCGACGGUCCAGCCGGGGAUCGAACCCAGGACCUCCAUCUUCUACCGUUCCGAUAUAAUACCUUCACAAAUAUGGGUAGCAUAAACUUUUAUUUUACUUUACUUGUUACUCUCCCAUGUAAGCCCGCUUCAAUCUUAGACUGCAUCUUCACUUAACAUCAGGUGAGAUCGCAGUUAAGGGUUAAUUUGUCAGACAGUCAGCUCGUUUGGUGACGUACUACCGCAAUGCCAUCUGCCAUCUGACAGCAAUGCUGCGCCUCAGAUUGAAGGGCGUGGUUUCUGGUGUAGUUACACAUGAGGUCAACUCUUACACCUGAGGUUGAUGGCUUCAUGGCUACACUGGACGUGUCUUGUCCUGCGACGUGUUGCUCUGUUUAUAGACGUCUUGCUGACGCCACGCAGUUUCACCCGCGUGGUGCCCGUUCCCUUAGGAAUACGGGGAUAAAAUAUAGCCUAUAGCCUUUCUCGAUAAAUGGACUAUCUAACACUGAAAGAAUUUUUCAAAUCGGCCCAGUAGUUCUUGAGAUUAGCGCGUUCAAACAAACAAACUCUUCAGCUUUAUAAUAUUAUAGUAAUAGUAAUAGUAUAGAUGGUUGUCCACUUACUACCAGUGGCGCUGAUAUACGACCGACGAGACAAUCUCGUGAAGAUAAAUAGACAAAUUUCAACCCAUGACAAUGAGCCUAUUUCAACUCACUCCAAGGCCAAACCUCCCUCCUCAUAGGAUAUGGAGCUUUUUCCCACCAUGCUGCGGGUUACUGGGUAUGAAGACGUAGAUAACCUAUGAUAAUUCUUCACUAUCAAAUUUCUUUGAAGCCAAAGAUCUUUCUGUACCUGCGUUAAAAUUAUAAGAUCUUUGUAUGUACAUAAAUAACAUCAUCAGAUGUAAACUUUACUAUAUAUAUAUUGCAAGUUUGUGAUCUUGAAAACCUUCAGAUCUCGUGAAACAUACCUACAUCAGGAUACCAUUAUAUUUAUAUUGUUUUGUUUUGCAUAUGAUUUCCUGUAUUAGCAAGGAAAUCUUAAGGUUUAGGUCAUAGAAUACCACAGAACAAUAAAGUAAAUACGUUACUUGUAUCAUUUUAUAUUAUUUGUAUUAAAUUAUUAUUAAACACAAA